This is a messenger RNA of Apiotrichum porosum, 441 nucleotides long. It is a transcript of the gene TVP15, whose product is annotated as Late Golgi vesicles protein. Lineage: Eukaryota; Fungi; Basidiomycota; Tremellomycetes; Trichosporonales; Trichosporonaceae. Bases 1 to 441 code for a protein of 146 amino acids. The transcript has 6 exons. The record is from RefSeq and is a predicted model, not a curated record. Gene Ontology annotation, biological process: vesicle-mediated transport. Gene Ontology annotation, cellular component: Golgi membrane.
AUGGACCGUCUCACCCAGAACCCCGCCGAGCUCCUGAGGAUCGUAAACAUCGCGGUCGGCGGCCUGGCCGUUGCGGGCGGCAUCGGCUCGCUCAUCAACCACUCGUUCUCGUCCAUCAUUAUCGGCAUCUACGAGGUCGCUGCCGGCGGCCUCACGAUCGCGCUCGAGGUGCGGUCGCCCACCGAACACCAGAAGAAGGUCGUGCACGACUAUGCGAGCUUUAUGCACUCGUUCCUUGGCCGCGGUAUCUUCUACCUCCUCCUCGGCGUCCUCAUGCUCAACUACUACACCAUCCUGUACGUGUGCGGCACCAUCGUCGCGUUCGUGGGUGUCGUGUACAUUGCGCUGCAUUUCCUCAACGUCGUCGAGCCGCCCAGCACCAUGCAGGCGCCCGAACGCGACCCCGAGGCGCAGCCCGUGUGGCAGGCUCCCAGCGAGUAA